Molecule: messenger RNA, 1848 nt
Organism: Phalacrocorax carbo (great cormorant)
Lineage: Eukaryota; Metazoa; Chordata; Aves; Suliformes; Phalacrocoracidae
Source: RefSeq, a predicted model, not a curated record
CCCCCCAGCCCUGACGGUGCCCCCCAACCUCUGCUCCGAUGGCCAGAGCGGCUGCGAGCUGGAGAAGACCCUCACCCACCUCUUCGGGAUGGUGCGGGGGAGGGGCGACCCCCGCCUCAUCCUGCAGGAGCUGCUGGCUGUCCUGGACGUGGCGGUUGGGGAGGGGGUCGAGGCCGACCCCCGGCGUCACCGAAGGGCCACCGCGCUGCUGGCGGCCACCGAGGGGGGUGCUGCGGGGGGUGGGGACCCUCCUGCCCCCCCCCCACCCACACCGCCCUCGCCUCCAACAGCACCGAGCUGCACCUGACCGUGCACCAGGGCCCCCCCCCCGGCCCCGUCCACCUGCAGGUCCCCGGGGUGGAGCUGGACGUCCCUGGGGAGGUGGCCCUCGACAGCGACACUGGCCUGGCGCUGGUGGCCCUGCUGUCCCAGAAGAAGCUGAACCGGCUGCUGGAGGGGGUCCCCAAAAUGGAGUUGGGGGGCUCGGAGGCGCCCCCCCCGGCCAGGACCCCCAUCUCGUACCACCUCCUGUCCCCCGUGGCCACCGCCUUGGUCACGCGCCCGCGGCCCCCCGGCCCCCCCGAGGUCACCCUGCGCUUCCAGCACCAGCCCCCGCCCCAGAGGAGGGGCCGGGUGCUCUGCGCCUUCUGGCACCCUGAGAAGCAGCUCUGGGCCACCGAGGGGUGUCGCAAGGUGCCCCCCGCCCCCGGGACCCCCCCGGACCCCAAACGCACCACCUGCGCCUGCAACCACCUCACCAGCUUCGCCGUCCUCAUGGCCUUCCACGAGCUUGAGGAGGACUGGCUGCUGGACGUGGUGACAAAGGUGGGGCUGGGGGUGUCGGUCGUGUCCCUGGGGGCAGCCGUCGCCACCUUCCUCUGCUGCCGGGCGCUGAAGGGGCUUCGCACGACGCUGCACCUGCACCUGAGCCUCAGCCUGCUGGUGGCCCACGGCACCUUCCUGCUGGGCAUCGAGCGCACCCAGCACGAGGCGGCGUGCGCGGUGGUGGCGGGGGUGCUGCACUUCUCCUUCCUGGCGGUUUUCUGCUGGAUGGGCCUGGAGGGGCUGCACCUCUACGUGCUCCUCGUGCGAGUCUUCGUGCCCUCGUGGCUGCGCGUGCGACACCUCCUCCUGGCCGGCUACGGGCUGCCCGCCCUCCUGGUCACCAUCGCCGCCGCCGCCUUCCCCAAGGGCUACGGCACGGACCGCUACUGCUGGCUCUCCCUGGAGCGCGGUUUCCGCUGGAGCUUCCAGGGACCCGUCUGCCUCGUCGUGGCGCUCAACGCCGCCGUCCUGGUCGUCACCGUCUGGAAGUUGGUGCAGAAAUUCGGCGACGUCAACCCUGACAUGGGGCACCUGCGGAAGAUGAGGGUGCUGGCGGCCACGGCCGUGGGGCAGCUGUGCCUGCUGGGGACGGGCUGGGCGCUGGGGCUGGGGCUGGGGCUGGGGCUGCCCCGCCCGGGCGGGUCCACGUGGCCCCUCGCCUUCCUCUUCUGCGCCUUCAACGCGGCCCAGGGGCUCUUCAUCUUCCUCUGCCACUGCCUGGCCCACCCGCAGGUGCGUGACGCCUACCGGGCCUGCUUCUGCCCCGGCACCAAGCCCUACUCCGAGUUCACCAGUAACACCAGUAACACGCGGCUCUCCCACCAGCACAUUUACACAUAGUCGUGCGAAGCCCUCGCACGAGGAUUUGGGGGGGGGCACCCCCCAGACCCUCUGCAGCGCCUUCACCUGCUUUGGCCGCCCCCACCCAUGGGUGCCCCCCACCCCGGGGGGGGAGGGGGCUCGUUUUGCCCCGCCCCGGGGGGGGAGGGGUUUAGUCACGCCAUAAUUAAAGUUUUCACAGGA